AUGUAUAGUAACAAUCAACAGUUAAACGAUGUAACACGUGUACCAUCAAUGGAUUUCAGCGAUUUCAUUAGCGCGUGUGCAUUUCCUCAGUGUGUUUGUGUUACACAUGGUAGUUUUGUGAGCGACAGAGUGCAGAUAUCCCGUGGUGAUGUCCUCAUUCUGAAGUCCUGCAUUACCAAGCAGGUAACCUUAUGUGUUCCGAAUAAUGCAGAUUCGUCUGUAAAAGUGAAUAUGACUUUUGAUUCUGGUCUGAAAUUCAAAGUACUGCCACCGGCCCACGUUGACAGCAGUGGGAAUACAAUCGUGUACCCUACCAUAGCAGAUCUCCUGAUGGACUGUCCUACUCACUUUGAAGCUACAACCUCUUAUGAUGAUCCAUAUUUGCCAGGAAUGUCUGUCAGCUCGGGAGACCGGUUUUGGUUUGUCCGAAUUAUUAGAGAUUUCAAAAAUGGACAAGAAAGGUUACAGGUUAGGGACUCCAAAGACAACACUGCUAUCUUGUCACAAGACUGCAUGGGUUAUUUUCGUCCAUUGAAAGAUGAUAAUGAGUAUUCCAUCAGAGAACUUAUAGGCAUAGCCCCAGUUCAGCGUAGGUUGUUAAUAGUUAAGUCGGAUGUUAUAAGUGAUACAAAAACAAUAUACAACGUUUACCAAACAUCUGACAUUUCUAGAAAGGAAAAUAUUACACAGAUACACAAUGAGAAUGAAAUUACGAUAAAAUUAGAAUGCCCAGUCGGUGAUCAACAUCUGCCUUUCCCAUCUGACGGGAUUGUUUACAUGAACAAGCCCGAGUUAACUGUUGUUGUAUCCCCUUAUAAUGACCUGGAAACUGCAUGGCAGAUUCCUGCCAUUGCUAACUUUCAAGUAAGAACUUAUUCGCCCAACGACUAUGAGAUUCCUGUCACAAAACUUCAGAAACAAAAUUUAUGUAAAGCUGAUACACUUCUUGAUGACGAGCUGCCUGUAUUUAUGGCUCCCAAUGCUCCGUCGUUAGUUGCACCUCAUAUUCCUAUCGAAAUCGACAACUUUGUCGACCUGUAUUGCUCUUAUUUUCCCGUGAUAGCAAACGUAGUAAGCACUGCUGCGGUCCAUCCCUACCUUCAGCAAGUGUUAAAUGGUGUUGAUGAAAUCAUCAUAUGCAAGCUGGAUGUGGUGAAAAGACUUUACGUAAAAGACACAAAGAGUGAUACAGUUUUUGCGCUGUCCAAAGAUGUGAAACUUUCUUUCGUGGAAUAUCCACAACAGUUUAAAACCGUGUCAGAAUUAGUGCAUUUACCUGUUGGGUCAGAAGUCAUAAUACUAGAAGAUAUUGCAGCAGAUUUUCCCAAACCGUUGUCGUUAAGAUUUGGUGAUGUUAUCAGGGUGACGUCAAACAUCCCUUGCAUAAUCAAAACAAAACUGGCUGGCGGAGACUGCCAGGUUCUAAAAUGUGACCGGAUCGACCCCGAGGCUGGUGGUAGCACAAGGUUGAAACUGCCGUUGGAUUUUGAAGUAACUAUGCUGUUGAAGACAGAUGAAAACUCUAGCAGGUUAAUAUCCAUGCACGAUCUACUUAAUGGCGUCGUCCCUAUACCAAGUCAAAGUGUCACGUAUGUCUCUGAAGAUGUCAGUAAUGAUGCUGUCCACAACCUUCCAACAAACUUGCAAAUACUCAAGAGUUUCAGGGAAACAUGUAUAGUUGCUAAAAUCUUGUCACCAUCGUUCACGCAGACUUCACAACUUAUUUACUCGCCUCAAAAAGACAUGUCACUUAUGCUCUGCUCUAGUGACGACUCAUCAACGCUGCCCAACAUUGGCAUUACACUGACAAGCAGACUUGUCUUGGCAUUUAGAGACCGCUUCAAUGUCACUGAGUCACACGAAGAAGCGUUUAUGGUAGACCUUAUUGUACCUCCGAUAGAAAAGAUGACGACUGUGGAGUUCAAGGAACGUCAACGAUAUCUGCAAGAUUCCUCAGAUUAUGAGGACGUCGAGUCCGGCUCUAGCAGCACAGUGGAUGAAUACGGGUCCACAAGUGACGUCACAACCAGGAUCAGCUCACAGAGCAUGCUCGAAAAGAUACAGAAAAAUGCCAAACUGGAUACGGUGAGACGCUUCAGGCACGCACUGAACCCAAAAUAUUGGCGGCAGACAAAACCAAGACCACCACCUUUGCCUCACCCUUCUACUAUGGGGCUAACACUGUUCACUCUUAAUCAGAAUAAAACAAAUGAAAUCGGCUCCUAUUCGGCCUUCUUCAAGUUUACGGAUGACGAAUCUACAAGCUUAAAACUGAUCACAGCAAGAGACCAUGAUGAAAUCGAGAACUUCUAUGAAGAACUGGAAAUUAAUCCUUGCAAACCAACAAUGCCUGCUGCUCCACUGUGUCCAAACAGUGCUUUCACUGAUCCAGGAUAUAUCCCUGCUCCACCUUCCAAUAAUCCACCAAAGUUGUUUCCCAAGUUUACCGAGAAGCAAGCAGCAUCGGCAACGUCAGACAUUGGAACUCUUUGUCUUUCUGACAUCUCACAAGCAGCACAUUCUAAAGCUAAAUCAUUCACUGAAAAUGGCGAGGAUCACAACAGAAAACAUACCAGCGAGAUACAAAAACCAUUAAUGAGGGUGAAAACAUGGGCAAACCAUUUUGGAAACAGUAUGGGAAAUCGAUUUAGUAUGAGAUUCAAAAAUGACACACCAAAAGGCAACACGACAAACCUCGUUCAUGAUGGUGUGGACUGUAAAGUAACUCCCGCCGAAAAGACUCGUAAUGCCGUUAUGUGCUUAGAGGAUCGACGUUUUGAUUCCAAUUUAUCUCUGACACGAUCAAAAUCACAAAGUGAACUUUGGGAUUUGAAUGAAAGGAGAAAUUGUGCAAACAGUUUUUCUCCAGUUACGCUUGCAUAUGAUUGUAAAGACUUACCUUACUUCAUAGAAAACCAAAUUAGGAGAGAAAAACAAGAAAGCACCAUACAUCCAUCUUAUAAUUUUCAGCAUUCAGUUUCUUCCAAAAUAUUGGAACUACAGACACUAAAACCAAAGCCGCGAACACUAAAUAAACCUUUGCUUCUUGAAAGCGACCAUUGCUACCAAACAUUGCCACAGAUCAUAAACGAACAGCUCACACUGAACGCAACAGAUUAUUCUGAACAUGUAGAAACUUUACCUGACGACGCAAAAUCAUCAACAAACAACACUGGGCUUUCUUUGCCACACACGGUCGACAAUAUACGUCCACCAAAACCGUUACCCAAGCCGAGAAAUCGCACUAGUACUAAAGUUUAA
Messenger RNA from Candidula unifasciata, 3261 nucleotides. NCBI's taxonomy places the organism in Eukaryota, Metazoa, Mollusca, Gastropoda, Stylommatophora, Geomitridae. The record is from the annotation of a GenBank genome assembly.